AGGGGCGCGUCUCAAGUGUAAAAGCGGAGGAGUGGGUCGCCACUUCCGUCGUCUCAGCCUGCCUGCCUGGCCACCAACACGAGCGUUCAAAACCCAGGAGCUAUCCAGCACAUCCUAGCUUUCCCCCCUUCUAUGGCUCUAUCUCAUCCUGAUAACAAAGCAGAAACAGUAGCUGUAGGCCUCAUCAGUUACCUUCCCGCACGUUCUGCCACCCAUAGUUUAUCAAUUUUAUCAACCUAUAUUAAUAAUCCCUCGAUUAUGUUUUCCACUCUGAUCGAGCUCACCCUAUCGCCUGGCAUGUGUGUAUAGUACUAUAAUACACUCUCCCAAUCUUGUUCUCUCCUCCUACUCAUCCUCUCUGUCUUAAGAGGAGGCCAGUCCGGAGGAAGAAGGGACAGGAGGAGACACAGACAGAGAGAGAGGGGCAGGAAUUCAAUUCCACCGACCCACGCACCUCUAGGUCACCCCGCUCCCACCCCUUUCCUCCAUUUACCUCCACCUAUAUAGCUCCCCAUAAUUCCCCGGGCCUCCCCUCUCUUGUUAGGAGUACACACUUCUCCUUAGAAUUGGAGCUGUACGAGCCACCCAGCAACUUUCUUCAUCAUCUUCUUCAGCCCUCGCUCUGUCCGUCGACACAGCAGCUUUGCUUGCCACCAAGCUAGCCAUGCAGGAGGAGUAAGAGUACAACCGUAGGAGAGAGAGAGAGAGAGAGAGAGAGAGAGAGAGCUAACACCACCCCGAUUCCACCCACCACUGUCCCUAGCUAGCUUAUUUACAGGCGUUCGUGAUCGCCAACAGCUUCUCGUCAGAAAGAGUGCAACGGGCCGGCCGGGCAGAAGAGGUAGCUGGGAGCUAGAGAGAAAAAAAAAAGGUGCACCGAGCAACCCAGGCCAGGGAGGAAGGGAGGAGUGAGCCGUCAGUCGACCGUUUCCGGCGAACUCACAGGUGAGUCAUCAGUCGAUCGCCGGCGGUGCUUAUCAUGUGCAAAAACUAGCCAUUUUCGCCUGCAAGCCACAUGGAUGGGUAUUGGUAAAUGCGUGAAUACGAUGAACUAGAAAAAAAAUCUGACUGAUCGCUGGCAGGAGCAAGAAUCGCAUCAUGUGUGCUUGUUUUUGGCCUCUCUUCUCUGUUUUGCCUUUUGCUUCCUCGAGUCGUCCCAUUUUCUGAUAGUAGCCGGCCGGCCGGCCGGCCUGGCUCGGCUGGCGGCGAAUUGUCGCCGGCCGGCUUCUUCUUCAUUGCCGUACCCGGUUGGUUCAUCAUCCCAUUCCCAUGCACAUGCCUGUAGUUGCACAGCUCAAUCAGGCGUCUUCAAAGUUCAAACUCCAUUCCUGGGAUAGAAAAUGAAAAAAAAGACUGCACAAAAAAGAGGGGCUUCAAUUUGGACUGUUGUUUCUGAAUCGAAUUACAAGACUGCACAGAAGAAUUGCUUUGCUAAGAGGGAAUUGAAGGGACUAGGGAGGGAGGCUGCAGAAGCUUCGCAGUUUACAAGGACAUCUUCGGAUGCGCUGCUGCUGCUGCUGCUGGCCUUGGCUGGGCCUUUGUUGUCCUGGUAAAUGGACAGACGCGUCUGCGUGAAUUGGUGGGAUCGGAAUUGACUGGGUGAAGGGGAGGAAGAGGAACGGAGGAUGCUGGGUCACACGGCAUUCCGUUCCAGACCCAGCAGCCUUGCCUUGGUUUUCCACAGCGUCCUUGUCUGUACCUUUUGCAUGCAUCCCCCCCAUGCUUUUACGGAUAUACGCUUCCAUCCUUUCCUUCCUUCCAGUCUGGAUGGAUCCUUCUCUAGAAGCAGAGGGGACAGGGAGACAGUGCAAAAAAGAAGAAGAAAAAGUCCAAAUCCAUGGUUGCUCGUUCCUGGCUGGAUUGGAAGGGGUGAAAAGAUAAAAAUGUGUAUAGUAAAAGACACGGAUAACAACGCAAAAUAGUUAGUUAUAAAAUAUACUCAAUUCGUCCCAAUAUAUAAUACAUAACUAUAUCUGAUUUAAAGACCAAAAAUACAUUUAAUUCUCUAUAUCACUACGUCAAUAUAAAUGUGCAUAGAGAUUGGAUAAAAAUAAAAAGUGAUUUAUUUUGAGACGAAGUGAGUAGUACAAGUAUAGCAGUACUAGUAAGGGCAUGUACAGUGGUGUUUAAUGUGGGGGCUCUUAAGGUGUUUUAGUGGGUUAUUUGCAAAAUAAUCUUAGAGCCGUCUCUCCGUGAAGAGACGCCUCUGGCUCGUAAACCAAGUAACAACAGACGCCUCACUUCCCACUGUACGAAUUUGUCGUCUAUUCUAUCGAUCUGAUGCUAUACAAAUACAUUUAAUUCUGUAUUUAUUAAUAGACUACGUUUAUAGACACUCCAUUGUACAAUAUAGUCUCUUAGUUGUAUCCUGUGCUUGGAGAACCGUUUUGGUGUCUCUCCACUGUACAUGCCCUAAAGAAAAAUGGCAGACGAGAAUUCCUCGGGGUUCUCACCGGAGGACCUGGGCAAUAAUUAGCCACUUUACCGAGGGUGGAAGCCGCUUCGGCUCGAAGCCGCCGGCUGAGCUGGCAGCCCCGAGUGACGCGUCGCGACCAAUGGCAGCACGCCGCGUCAGCGCACCCUCUUUUUUGACAAAUUCCUUGUGCUGGUCGCUUUGACUUUUACGCCGGUGCACAAGCACCACAGCACGUCCUUGGUGGUGAAUCAAUCAAACGCUCCGAUUUUUCCACCGUCGUUUGUUCGUAUUAUUUUACUACUACUACUACUGCAGUACAGUAGUCUAUAUAUAUUAUUCAAAUUUUUACCGUAUCGUGCAUGUACUGUGCUUCCAUCUGGUCGCAUAUGCUUGCUUCGGAAUAAAGAAAUAGUGUGGAAAAAAAAUGGACGCGUCACAUGCGCUGCUCACAUGGUGGGUGGGCCCCGCGCCCGGCGCGCAUCAUCAUGCACCGCAUCCGAGUACACAUGGAGCCCGCGCUGCCGUCACUUGAAUUCAGUUGAAAUUGGGGGAUAUAUAAAAUCUCCCCCUCCGACCCUCCUGUCCCGCUCCUCUUCUAUUUGUUCGUUUACAGCCCCCCAGCUCAUCAAAGAUCACAUUUUGAGCACUGCUAUAUAAACAAAGUUGGCAGGAGUCGUAGAUUAGCAGGCCGCCCGUCUAUUUUUUUGUUCAUGUUUUGAAAGUGAAGGAGGAUUUGGGUGGGCAACGUCUACCUCUGCCAAAAAUAAUCGGCGUCCAUAUGCAGGCGUCGUAUCUUUGGAAUAAGUGAAUAGCAGGCAGAUGGCAGGCGGCGGAUUCGUGGAGGACAUGAUGAGGGAGCAGAGCCUGCUGGAGGCGACGUGCGGCGACCUCUUCGACCACAUCGACGACCUCCUCGACUUCCCCAACGAGGACUCCGCCGCCGCCGUGCUCCUCCUGGACGCGCCGGCGCCCGGGAGCCCGCUGUCGGCGCGCAUCAUCGACGUCGGCCGCGCCGGCAAUGCGCUCGCCCCGCCUGCUGCCCCCGCGCAGCACGACGCUUCCGCUAGCGCCUUCUUCGCCGCCGCGGGGAACGAUGUGUUCGACACCAAGGACGUCGUCGGCGCACACAUCGGCUCGUGCGACGACAUUGACAUGGACAUGGCGCAGCUGGAGUGGCUGUCGGGGCUCUUCGACGACGCCUCCAUCCCGCACGAGCCGGUGUUCCCUGGCGCGACGGCGGGCGGCGCGGCGCCCAUCAUGAAGAGCUCCGCGCUGGCGGCCGGCGCGCUGCUGCCGCAGGACAAAAUGGAGGACGCGCUGCUGUUCCGCAGCUCCAGCCCCAUCUCGGUGCUGGAGCACGGCAGCGGUGGCAGCGGCAGCGCCAGCGCCACCGGCUCCGCGUCCUCGUCCUCCUCCUCGGCGUCGUCCUCCUCGGAGUCCUUCUCCGGGAGUGGGAGUGGGAGUGGCGGAGGGCAUGUUUGGUCGGCGCCAGUGUCGCCGCGCCCGGCGCCGCCGCCGGCGCUCGUCAUACCGGCGCGCGCACGGAGCAAGCGCUCCCGUUCGUCCGCGUUCACCGGAGCCGCCGCGCGCGCCGGGGCGGAGACGCCCACCAUCCUCGUGCCGACGCCCAUGUACUCCUCCGGGUCGGCCCACUCGGACCCCGAGAGCAUCGCCGAGUCCAGCCCGCACCCGGCGCCGCCCAUGAAGAAGAAGAAGAAGGCCAAGAAGCCUGUGGUCCCCGCGCCAGCUGCCUCUUCUGACGACAACGAUGGCGACGCCGACUACGAGGAAGGCGGCGAGCAAACGGAGCCGCAGGGCGGCGCCGUCAGGAGGUGCACACAUUGCCAGAUCGAGAAGACGCCGCAGUGGCGCGCGGGGCCGCUGGGGCCCAAGACGCUCUGCAACGCCUGCGGCGUGCGCUACAAGUCCGGUCGUCUGUUCCCGGAGUACCGCCCCGCGGCGAGCCCCACCUUCGUGCCGUCCAUCCACUCCAACUCGCACAAGAGGGUGGUGGAGAUGCGCCAGAAGGCUGUCCGGAGCGGCGACCCGUCGUGCGACCUUCUCCAUUUCAUCCGCCGCCGGGAUUGACGUCCCGGCAUGGCGUCGCCGGACUGUCGGUCGGUCUCGUCCCCCAUAUAGCUAUAUAUGUAUGCAUGCAUGGUUGCUUCAUCAGUCGUCGUCGCCCAUCAUGGUCAUCAUCACCGCUUCACCGGUCACCGCCAUGGAUCGUCUCCCGCCCAUCAUCACAUGCAUUGGUUUGUGUCAGCAUCCAUCCAAUCCCAAUCCAUCGCCGGGCGUCCCGACGUUGUUAGUUCAUUAGGUCUUUUUUUUCCUCAUCGGGGGCUAGUGUUAUUUUACCUUUGAUCCUUUUGUCUAUUGGUUAAUUGGUUCCCCCUGGAUGUUUUUUGUUUGUAUAGAGAGUGAAAAAGAGAGAAGAAAUAGAUGAGUCAGAGUGGUUGCUGCAUUGCAAUUGCAGUUGCUUGCAAGCUAGGUAGGUGAGAAGGAGAGCUAAACCAGCAGCAGAGGGAGACAGAUUUAGAGAGGAAACUUUGCAGCUAGUCAGUCAGUCACUUAGAAAAAAAACAAGGAGAGUGCUUGAAGCAGGUGAAAGGGCAAUUUGUUGGUUUGCUAAUUAGAAGAGAGGUUCUGUCAGGUCAGGUCAGGUAGUUGCUAUCAUUAUUCAUGAGGAUUUUCAAACUUAAUAGGGGGACAGCCAUCAUCCAUCAUAGUUUGUAUUUGGAACUUGGUAUACUGAACUCUGAAAAUUCUUUUUGCAGUUCAUCUAUGCUUAGGGAU
Messenger RNA from Zea mays, 5212 nucleotides. RefSeq names its product GATA transcription factor 8. The transcript is spliced from 3 exons. The record is from RefSeq and is a predicted model, not a curated record. NCBI's taxonomy places the organism in Eukaryota, Viridiplantae, Streptophyta, Magnoliopsida, Poales, Poaceae. The coding region runs from base 3236 to 4504 and encodes 422 amino acids. Gene Ontology annotation, molecular function: sequence-specific DNA binding; zinc ion binding. Gene Ontology annotation, cellular component: nucleus. Gene Ontology annotation, biological process: cell differentiation; regulation of DNA-templated transcription.